AUUAUUAUUGUUGUUAUUGAUUCUAAGCAAAGCAUCGGUGGUAAUUAGCUCUCUGAAGGGUUCCCCUCGAGUCCCUUACGUAUUGAUCCCUAUUUGCGACAUUGUGCUUUCGAAUCCACAAAGCCAUGGAUAUAGAACAUGUCCUGAAGGAAGGCUCUAUUUCUUCUCUUACUCUGAGUUCGGUAGAGUCUAAUCAGAGAGGAGGUGUGCUUUCCCCAGAAGAUUUUGCUUGGGUUGACUCGUGCCUCGUCCAAGAUCCUGAAAUUUCAAAGGGGAGUUGCGAUUCUCUAAAAGAUGCCUCACAAGAACUCCUCAGUUCCCAAUCCAGAUCAUUCAGCUCUGCUGCAAUUAGUUGUUUUUUUCAAGAAGGAACUGAUGUGGAAAUACCACCUUCCUUGGAGGAGGCAGAUACUGUGCAUUUCCGAGGAAGAAGUGAUGAUGGCAUUGUUCUCCAAACAUGUGCAGCCAUGGAUGUGGAAGAUGGCCUGAUAGAAAGCUCUAACCUGAGUGGAGAAGUGUUUUCCGGAGAAGAUAUUGCUUGGGUUAACUCCUGCCUGAUCGAAGAUCCCGAAGAUUCAGUUAGUUGGGCUUCUCUGAAAAAUGCCUUACUAGAAAUUGUCAGUUCCGACUUCAGAUCAUUCGACUCCUUUGCUGCAGUUAGUGGUGGUUUACCCGAAGGAACUGAUGUUGAAAUACUACCUUCCUAUGAGGAGUCAGAGACUGUGCAGUUCCAGGGAGAAACCUCAGAUGACCUUGUUCUCAUUAACAAAAAAACAGAAAGAGAUGGUGAUCAUCUUCCACUCAAGUUUAAGAAUAACAGUUUGAAGUCUUUAACUUUGAAGGGAAAUCCAUUUCUGCCAACUUACACUGAAGGCGUGAAAGAGAGUGAAAGUAUUGAACCAAGGCUUGAUUUGGGUUCUUCAGCUUAUGGGAUGGAGCCCUCAACUGAGGAUAUCUUCAGGGUUUGGGAUUUGGGCAUUCCAUCCGAGGAAGAUGAAUUUGGUAAACAAUUAAACAAGGCAGCCCUAAGAGAAGGUUCAUUCAAGCCAAUGCCAUCAACUUUGAAUGAUUUAGAAGUAUCCAAAGAUGUCGAAGAAGUGUUUCCUGACCAUCUAGUUUCAGCCAUGGCAGACCUUUCUUUGAAUCAAACUUCUAGUUAAACGAAUGUGCAUAUUCCCUUUGUUUUUCCCCCUGCUGCUGACGUAUGGUUUCAAGUUGUUUUGAUGUGGUUGUUAAACUUUCCCCGGAAAUUGAACCUGCUGUCUUUCACUAUGCAUUGACAGAUUCGAAAUUUAAAUAGCAUCUAGCCAUAACAGUUCAUUGGGUUAUGACAGUUAGAUAUGAACCCUGAAUCUUCCACAGUGAACCGUAGAAGAUUUUGAGA
Molecule: messenger RNA, 1384 nt
Organism: Juglans regia (Persian walnut)
Lineage: Eukaryota; Viridiplantae; Streptophyta; Magnoliopsida; Fagales; Juglandaceae
Exons: 2
Coding region: 126-1160 (344 amino acids)
Source: RefSeq, a predicted model, not a curated record